AUGUUAGAAAUGAAAACUGACCUACUGAAUGAUUUCUUAACAUCAGCAAAGAGUUCUUCAACUCUACAACCAAAAAUCUUACCAGAAACAACUGACAAAGCUAUAUUGCAUGGGCAACAGCAGCCCUGUUACGAGCGCGCACAUUUUGAUGUACAGAGUUCUACUAAAGCUAGCAAAUCAAAAAAUCUUGAAAAUGCAUUCGAUGAUCUGCUAACUUCGCAGGGUUUCCAAGCAACAAUAAAAAGUGUGAAGUCUCUAAGUGAAAUGAAACGGGAAGAAGAAAUUAAAGGGAUGGAUCCUGUGAAAGCCAAGGUGAAAGAUUGGACGAACGGUAAAGAAAGAAAUAUUAGAGCUUUGCUGGGGUCUCUAAAUGAUGUUUUGUGGCCGAGUGCGGAAAACUGGGUUCAGCCAAGCAUUGGUGAUCUACUAACUUCUCAAAAUAUCAAAAAAUAUUAUCGCAAAGCAUGUCUGGUUGUACAUCCUGAUAAGCAGGUUGGUACUGAAAAUGAAGCGCUGGCUCGCUCCAUAUUUACAGAAUUAAAUGAUGCUUGGACGUGUUUCGAAAAUGCUGGUUCGAUGUCUAUGUAA
This is a messenger RNA of Thelazia callipaeda (thelaziosis nematode), 588 nucleotides long. NCBI's taxonomy places the organism in Eukaryota, Metazoa, Nematoda, Chromadorea, Rhabditida, Thelaziidae. The record is from the annotation of a GenBank genome assembly.